GGGACAGAGGAGAGAGCGGGGGGGGGAAUGACUGCAUCAAAGGAAACACCAAAAACAAUCAUGACUCCUGUAAUCCAGCCUGCGUCUUUUCCGAACCACGAGGAUCGCUCUGUGGACCCGCACGCGAUGCUGCGAUAAAUGACGCGCCGCACCGCAGUGUAAGCUGGCUUGAGAAAGAUGUCAUCUCCGGGCAUGGGCACCCCCAGCGACCCCCUCUUGGCCAGUCCCGGAGGCAGGUCGUCCACGGCUCAGGAAGGAAUCUGGAGGAGCUCGCUCCCCAAAACCGCCAGCUUCCCGACAUCCACCACCCGGCACCUCAGUCACCGCGCAAACAACUUCCAGAGACAGCCAAAGCGCCAGAAGCUGAUACGACCUUCACCUCCUCCACCCCCCAACACCCCCUGUCCCCUGGACCAGCUGGACUUCAGCGAGCUUCCUCCCAGACGCACCUUUCAAGAACUCCUCUUCAACGGCUGCAUCCUCUUUGGUAUCGAGUUCAGCUACGCCAUGGAGACGGCUUAUGUGACUCCUGUGCUCCUCCAGAUGGGGCUGCCGGAUCAGUUCUACAGCUUGGUGUGGUUCAUUAGCCCGAUUCUGGGCUUCCUUGUUCAGCCCCUCAUAGGAGCGUGGAGUGACCGUUGUACAUCCCGGUUUGGGAGAAGAAGGCCUUUCAUUUUCGCUUUGGCUAUUGGGGCUUUGAUCGGCCUGACCCUGGUGCUGAAUGGACGGGACAUCGGAGGAGUACUGGCUGACACGACGUCCAAUCACAAGUGGGGAAUUGUCCUGACAGUGUGCGGCGUCGUUCUGAUGGACUUCAGCGCUGAUUCAGCCGACAACCCGAGCCAUGCCUAUAUGAUGGAUGUGUGCAGCCCAGAGGAUCAGGACAGGGGGUUGAACAUUCAUGCUUUGCUGGCAGGACUUGGAGGUGGUUUUGGCUACAUUGUUGGGGGCAUCAACUGGGACCAGACACAGUUCGGAAGGUCGAUGGGAGGUCAACUGCGAGUCAUAUACCUGUUUACAAGUGUCACUCUGGUGAUCGCCACAGCCAUGACUCUCAUGAGCAUCCCAGAACGGACCCUGCCAAAAGGCCAGCCAAACAAAAACGCCAGCAAAAGCCACCUGAAGAGCCCCAGCCUCCCACUACCUCCGUCUCCCCCCGUUCCCCCAGGAUCAGCAUUCGGACUGGAGGAGGAAGAUGAGGAAAGUCUUUACAAUUACAAGUCUCACCCAUGUAAUUCUGAAGCUCUGGCCCAUUCCUGCAGUGCCAACGCACGCCUCUGUGUUGGCCUGACGAGUCCCAUAUCGCCCCUGAGUCCUCUCACUCCAAAAUAUGGCAGCUUUAUAAGCAGGGACAGUUCUCUCACAGGCAUUAACGAGUUUGCCUCAUCUUUAGGGACCUCGUACAUAGACAGAGUGCUUAUAGACUGCUACACAGGUCAGCAGACGCCACAGGCCCUGGACGCCGGCUCCACCACAGUGCCACUGCCUCCAGGGGACUCUCCUCAUCCCGACGAGGCCACGCAGGAGGCAGGAAGCCAUUCUGCUGGACAGGAUCAGCCCGACGUGGCUCCUCAGCCAGCUGGGGGUGCUCUGCACGCAGACGUGGCCCAGCAUGAGGGAGACGCACGCACUCAUGGAUCAUCUCAGGCUGCAGCUGGAGCUCAGCCUGCUGCCGGGUCACAUCGGGGGUCCACCGCUGGCAUCCUGAAGCGGCCCCAGAGCCUCGCGUUGAUGGAGGAGCCCGCGGCGACCCAGAUCGUUGGACUCGAGAAUGGACGCAGAAGGACUGUGACCUUCAGCCAGCAGGUUGCGAACAUUUUGCUGAACGGGGUGCGCUACGAGAGCGACCUCAGCGAGAACGCGGAGACGGGAGAAUCCCAAAUGUCAAUGAAGCUGCUGUGUAUAGCCAUCUACAGGAUGCCUCCCUCCCUGCGGAGCUUAUGCACUAAUCAUUUUUUGGGCUGGCUGUCAUUUGAAGGCAUGCUGCUCUUUUACACUGACUUUAUGGGGGAGGUUGUGUUUGAAGGAGACCCCAAAGCGCCCCAUGACUCCGACGCCUACCAACGAUACAAUGCUGGCGUUAGCAUGGGAUGCUGGGGCAUGUGCAUCUAUGCAUUCAGUGCUGCUUUCUACUCAGCCAUACUGGAGAAACUGGAGGAGCGUUUCUCUCUUCGCACUCUCUAUUUUUUUGCCUACUUGGCAUUUGGUUUGGGCACAGGCCUCGCAACGCUAUCCACCAACCUCUACGUGGUUCUUUCCCUGUGCGUCACCUACGGGGUGCUCUUCUCCUCUCUAUGCACGCUGCCUUACUCUCUGCUGUGUGAAUACUACCAGAGCCCUCAGUUUUGUGGCUCGUCGGAGGAAGGGACCAGACGAGGGAUGGGGGUGGACAUCUCCCUGCUCAGCUGCCAGUAUUUCCUGGCUCAGAUUCUGGUCUCUGUGGCUAUGGGACCUCUGACCUCACUGGUGGGUGGGGCCCAGGGAGUCAUGUACUUUGCCAGCCUGAUGUCAUUCGUGGGCUGCCUGUACUCCUCCCUCUGCGUGGUGUACCAGCUGCCCCCCCCCGAGGGUGAGCCCCCCGAUAGUGAGACCCAGCCACUAUUGGUGCACAUCUAGAGAAGCCUCUUAAUUUAAUUUACCUCUCACACACACGCGCACACACACACACGCAGAGCCGGCGACACACGCUCUCACUCUGUGGCUUAGUGUCUGAGUGUGUUGACCUUCACGUCACUGUUAGGACAAACACACUGUACACGCUGCCACACACUGUACAGCCCACAGCAUAUAUGGUUUUACACUAAUCAGCACUGCUCUUCUCAGAGCUAGGCAGACAGACGGACAUUGGCCACUGCUCUAAUUUGCGUUUAAAUGACCAGUGUGUUCAUACAGUGUGUGUGCCCAUGCAUUUCUUCCCCUAACUUUGCAAAUGAAUGCGUGACCUUUUUGAAUGUGAGUGUGGGUCUUGUUGAUUUGUGUGUGUGAGAGAGAACAUGAGUGGCCUCUUUGAUUAUAGACAAGCUGUUCCUCUGUCUGAUUCUUUGCUGUAUAAUCUUACAUCAUCUUUUCUUGCUUGUUGGUGUUUAGAAAUGUUGAUCACCGUGUGCAGGCUAACCAUAGCUUUCCCUUCUUUUUCUUCCUUUUAUCAGUUGCCUAGCGUCUGCAUGAGCUGCGAUGUAAUCUCCCAAAGCCCUGUGUUACAGUUUUGUUUCGGUCAUGCGGCCAAGGAGAUGUCUACCUGCCUGUUUCUCUGAGUUAGCAUUUUAGCAUCACACCUCAGGCAGGGUCCGUUUCUGACUCCAACAAAUGUGCUGCCAGUGACCACUCAUACUCACUCAUUAAUUCUUACUAAUUAAUUCAACAUCACUUAAUUGCAUAAUUUAGCAAACACAUAUUUAAUAAUCAUGUGAAGCUGAACAGUGUUUAAUCACACUGACAGUCUUUAGGGGCUUCACAAUGUCCACAUUUUAAUAAGCCAAUAAAAACAACAAUUCCACAUAAUCUAGUCACUGUGAGCAUUAUCAGACUUGCUCUCUACGAAUUAUAAAACUAACUAAAUAGUAUGAGUAUGUUGACCGACUAAAUUUCGACAGACGCACGACAAAUACGACCCACAACACACACACACACACGCACGCACGCACACACACACACACACACACACACACACACACACACACACACACACACACACACACACACACACACAUACACACACACACACACACACACACACACACACUCAAGAAACACAGAGAAAUGUGUACUGGUGGUAAAUUCUAUCCGGGCCCUCACUAAGCCAUGGACAGUCCUGCUCCUGCCGUUGUAAUAAUGACAGUGAUUCUUGUCAUUAUCAGGAAGAGGAGAAGUUGAAACUGGGCUGUGAAUCAGCAUUCUGUGGAAACCCGAACAUAACAGAAGAACAGAAGACUCAUGUGAACUAUGGGUAAUCCUGUGGACAUCUGUGGAAAGAACGACUGUGGGGGGUUCAUAGAGCCGGCAAGCAAGUGCUAAGUGUCACCAUUAGGGCGCAUGCGUCAAGUAUUAGGCUUCUGCUCCACCACGCUCGGCCCAUAACCUUGAUAUAGUGGUGUUACGUUUGUUAGCCAGUUUCCAUAGGAAGCAUCAAACUUCAUUCUUUUUAUUCCUCCAUCCUACAACAAAGCCAUUUGAUUCAUACAAUUUUUGUUGUACUCCUGUUUGCCAGCCUCAGCACAGGCGCUACGCCUGAUUUCAGGGCUUUAACAUAAUGUAAACAUUAAUAUAACGAAUUUUUGGUCUUUUCUCGUGAUGCUUCAUUGACUAGUACCAAAACUGUGGUGCCAGUCACAAUUGCUGCCUCAGCAGAAUGUCAAGAAUUGCCUACUAUUGAAGCCUGGACUCAGUGGAUGCAUGCCAUGCUAAUGUUUCCCAGGAAACAGUACUUGUGUGGAUCAUGCUGUUGCAGCUUGAGAAAAAAAACAACACUUUGUGUUAUACCACUUCUUGUUCAAUAUUAGCGGUGUUUCUUUUAUUCAGGGUUCAGUUCAAAGUAAAACAGUUUUCCACUUUG
This is a messenger RNA of Betta splendens (Siamese fighting fish), 4552 nucleotides long. It is a transcript of the gene slc45a1, whose product is annotated as solute carrier family 45 member 1. Gene Ontology annotation, molecular function: sucrose:proton symporter activity. The transcript has 9 exons. The coding region runs from base 178 to 2616 and encodes 812 amino acids. The record is from RefSeq and is a predicted model, not a curated record. Lineage: Eukaryota; Metazoa; Chordata; Actinopteri; Anabantiformes; Osphronemidae. Gene Ontology annotation, biological process: transmembrane transport. Gene Ontology annotation, cellular component: membrane.